GAAUGAGAGAGGUAUGUGCCGUGACGUGGAGCAUGUAAACUAGAAUUAAAAAGCUUUUCUUGUACUCGAUCUCAUACUCGAACUAAAAUUUAAAGUCCCCCAAUCUUGGCAAUCAUGGCACGAAACCUAAAUUUCCUUGGUCGCUGUUUUUGAUAUUUUUCGUUCGUUUUUAACCCAAGAAUUCACGAAAUUGUUCAGGAUUAUUUUGAGAGUUCAGUACUGACCAACAAAUGUCAUCACAGUCAGCAGGAUCAGCUAAUCCACCAGGCUUUUGAGAGGAGGUUUCUUUGUAAAAAUUAGUGAGUUUGGCGUACUAUAUUUUCAUGACUUUGUAACGGAUCCUUAUAAAAAUUUACAAAUUUACUAAAUUCGGCUGAUAUAUCGAGCGGUGAGGCUUAGUUUGUUUGAACCACGAAAAAAGGCGCAAAGGCGUGACAUCAGGAAAAAGGUUCAUUAGUCGAAUAGGUGACUAUCCACUAGCGCAACAACAAUAACGACUUUCGGUUCACUUACUUGACCUACCUGGGAGCCAACUUUGCGACUUAUAAAAAUAACUUUGAAUUCCCUGCGACCAUUACAAACUAACGGGAUCAUUUACAAGUAAGGUCCUUUGUUCAUCGCAAUCGUCUAGGACCCCCCGUCUAGAGGAUCGUCGAUCGGAACAGUUGACAAAAAGUCUACAGCGCUAAAAAUAUGGCAGGCGCAACCUUUGACAUUGCAGGUGCCAUUUUCAAAAAGUUAUAUCUUUAUUCAAAGACAAUCCUAUGAAACAAAACUACACCAGUCAGUACGCAGUAGGCUUAAUUGCACUAUCCAUUACAAGUAUUGGAAUAGCUAACGUUAACGCAAAAGCGAUUUUGCAUUUAUUGGUUCUCUUUCAAGGGAGCCAACUGUGCGGUCAACGGUAACCUGCAAUCGAAAUUCUGAAAUCGAUUGCCGGUAACCAGUACGCGGGUCAAGGAUAGAUUGUACCCUGUCAUAUCCUGUAAGUACAAUGGAACGCAUAUUGUUGUAACUCGAUCGGUUUUCAAUCUAUCUGUUUAAUCUUCAGGUAUCGCACCAUGGUCAGCUCCACCAAAAGAAACGGCAUUCUUUUGAUUACAAUAUCAGCGAUUUUCGCUGUAGGAAUCAUCUUGGCAAUAACUCUCACGAAGGGUUCCAAGCAAUCAUCCAAAAGAUCAAAAAGAGACGGUCCUUCCAUUAUGAUACCUGAAAAUCAAGAAAAAAACCAGUGGUUCAAAGAUGGCCUUCAGCUCGUCGAAGACAACCUGGCAAGGAAGCCAAUCACUCACACGGCAAAGAACACGAUUUUAUUCCUCGGAGAUGGAAUGGGCAUUACUACUGUCACUGCGGCUCGUAUCCUGGAAGGGCAGCAGAUGAACCAAUCUGGAGAAGAACAUGUCCUCAGCUGGGAACAUUUUCCGUGGACCGCGCUCGCUAAGACGUACAACGUCAACCAACAGGUCCCAGACUCCGCUGGCACAGCAACGGCCUUUCUCUGCGGGGUUAAGAGUGAUAGUGGUUUGAUUGGCGUGGAUGAAACUGUAGAACGAGGCUACUGUAAAACUAUGAACGAACACAACAAAGUGAUAUCAAUUCUGGCGUUAGCGGAGAAGGCUGGAAUGUCAACUGGUUUCAUUUCGACCGCACGUGCCACGCAUGCCACACCAGCUUGCCUGUACGCUCACUCAGCCGACAGAGAUUUUGAAAGUGACAAAGAUCUAAAGUCAGAGGCUAAAGAUGACCCGUCCAACUGUACAGAUAUAGCUUUGCAACUCGUUGAGUUCCCGUAUGGAGAUGGCAUUGAAGUGGUCUUCGCGGGGGGUCGACGAAAGUUUAUUCCCAACUACGAGAUGGACCCUGAGCAUUCAAAAAAAGGCGAAAGACUGGACGGCAGGAACCUACUUCAAGAGUGGGUGGCCAAAUAUCCCAACUCAGAGUACGUGUGGAAUAAAACCAGUUUUGACCAGAUUGACGAGGAGAAGGUUGAUCACGUGAUAGGUUUGUUUGAGUAUAGCCAUAUGCAGUAUGAAGUGUACCGCGCGGAAGAUACAGCAGGGGAGCCCUCCAUAGCAGAAAUGACUGAAAAAGCCAUCAAUAUAUUACAGAAGAAUCCAAAGGGAUAUUUCCUCCUCGUGGAAGGAGGCCGCAUUGACCACGGGCACCACGGUGGAAAAGCCGUGCGUGCGUUGAAUGACGCUGUUGCUAUGGCAAAGGCUUGUGGUAAAGCCAUCGAAAUGACCGAUCGAGACGAAACUCUUCUAAUAGUAACCGCAGACCAUUCUCACGUUUUCACCAUGGCUGGUUACCCAGUGCGCGGAAAUCCCAUCUUCGGUUUGGCGCUUGGUUAUGGUUAUACUGAACCCAGACUAGCGAAGGACGGAAAGCCCUACACAGUUCUGGGAUACGCCAAUGGACCCGGAGGAGAAUGGGAAAAUGGCACUAGGCAAAACCUUACAGGGGUGGACACGGGAGAUAGGGGUUACAAACAGCAGUCUGCAGUGUGGUUGAGCUCCGAGACUCACGGAGGAGAUGACGUAGGCGUGUACGCGGACGGUCCUGGGGCCUAUUUAUUUCACGGUGUGGUGGAACAGCAAUACAUAUUUCACGUGAUGGAUCACGCCAUGUGUUUGAGUGAAAGCAAACAGGGCACCUGCGAACAACAUCCGGCUAGGGAAGGGUGUGACGACGAUUGUGACUAAUAAGCGAGCCCGCGAGUCGCAAGCCGCGAGCCUAAUUUUUGCACGCUACUACGUUUCUUUUCUUUUUUUUUUUCUGAGUGUUUAAUUCUACGUCAACAUUUUACUCCGUAAAUGCUACACUUGAUAGAAGAAACAAAAUUUUUCGAUUUUCUUUCAUGCGUGAAAUUCUGCGCAAGUAGUUUUUCGUAAUUUCAUCGAACGGAUUUUGCAGUAAGUUUAUAGUUUCAGCUACAUGUACGAAAGAAAGUUUGAGUUUCCCUCGUAAAUUUUCGUAUCAAAAUAUUGUUUAAAUGUAAAAUCGACAAAUAUCCAAAUUUAGGUAAUUUUCAAGAUGAUAUAGCAUGAGCAUUAAUCAAGCACCGCCACGAAAGAUUCAUAUAUUUGUUUUUUGCCUGCCAGUUGUCUGUUGUUUUGCCUCUCCGGAAAUCAAUCUCUUAUUAUUUUUUUUUUAAUGGUUCCCCGGUAAAAUCGAACGACAGGAUGACCGCUUAUUUCGAGAAAUUCAAUAGUUUGGGUAUAAAACCCAUCCGCCCGGCAAUAA
Molecule: messenger RNA, 3243 nt
Organism: Orbicella faveolata
Lineage: Eukaryota; Metazoa; Cnidaria; Anthozoa; Scleractinia; Merulinidae
Product: alkaline phosphatase-like
Biological process (GO): dephosphorylation
Molecular function (GO): alkaline phosphatase activity
Source: RefSeq, a predicted model, not a curated record